AUGAGGUUAACGAUCGCAUCGUCGGCUUCUGCCCUUGUCACAGCGCUUCUGCUGUCGGCAGGCCCUCAACGUGCACAAGCUUCGCUCGCUCAGUCGGAAGGCCUCACCACCCUCUUCGAGGGCCUCGCUGAUGUCACUCGUCCCGACUCACAGAAGCAUCUCGCGGCUGGCCAAAGCCUCAUCGGCUUGAAGUCGGAUCCCUCUCAGCCUGGCGUUCAGUGGAGUGUGCAGCAAACACAGCCUACCAUUCUCGAUAACGGCAAACUCAACACCGCCGACUUUACAUUGGUCACCGCGGGUGAAAAGAUAAGCCUCAAGGCAUCCUCCUCGCCACCGUCUGCUUCGCCAGACUCGCCUUCCACCUCUGGCUCCGCUAGCAGCAACCCGGGCAUCACGAAUGCCGGCAAGGCACUCUCGUCAAGCUCUUUCUCGCCUGUCAACCCUCCUUCCUUCCCACUGGCUGUGCGAAGCCCUUACCUCAACGCUUGGCUACCCUCCGGAUCCAACUACGACUCGACUCCCCCCAACACCGUCGGCAAUGGCGGCUACUUGGCGGGCCAGUGGCCUUCCUUCUGGACUUCUUCCUAUGGCGCCGACGGCGAGUUCCGUCUCGGCUGGACCGGCUACAUCCGCAUCGACAACGUCACCUACGAAUGGAUGGGCAACGGCUUUGGCACUCUCGUUCGCGCUGGCCCCGCUGCCAAGCAGCUCAGCGCCGAGUACACCGCCACCCGUACAAUCUUUGCCUUUGAGGCCGACAAGGUCAGAUUCAACGUCACUUUCCUCACUCCCAUCACGCCUCACGACUAUCUCCGCCAGAGUCUGCCUCUCAGCUACCUGCACGUCGAGCUCGACACUUCCACCAUCAAAGGUCGCAGCAUCCAGCUGUACACGGACAUCGACGAGCGAUGGGUCACCGGGCACGACUACGACUACGAGGAUUAUCCCUACGACCAGCAGUACUACGAAAAGAACGACACUUCGGUCUUCUUUAUUACUCGUAAGCACCCUCAAGUCUACACCGAGUUCCGUCAGCGUGCCGAGUGGGGCAACGCUACGUAUGCUGCGCGCAAUCACACCGGUCUCUACUCGAGGAACAACAACAAUGUCGUCACGCACACCGAGUUCAUCGACACGGGCAAGCUCUCGUUCGACCAUGGCCCCGUGCUUGGACCGGAAAACUCGUUCGCGUUUGCCGUCGACUUCGAUGCUAAGCACGCCGACAAGGAUGCACUUUUCGUUGUCGGUCACAUGCGCACACCCUACGUCAACUACAUCCGUGCGAAGCAUCCCGGAACCAACUCGACCAAGAGCUAUCAGGAGGACCGAUACGGGUUCUGGCAGACCAAGUUCGGAGACAAAAUUGAGGAUGCCGUUGCUUUCUUCAUCAACGAUUUCGAUUCGGCUCUCGCCAACGCCAAGACCUUUGACAAGCAGGUUCUUGAAGACUCGAGGGCAGCGGUGGGCGGUGGAGAAGUAGGCGACCAGUACGCUGCCAUCACACAGCUCUCGCUUCGCCAAGCCUUUGCCACGUUCGAGAUCACCGUCAGUAAGGACGACAAGGGCCGAUACAACACAACAGACACUCUGCUCUUCCUCAAGGAAAUCUCGUCCAACGGCGACAUGUCGACCGUUGACGUCAUCUUCCCGCUCUUCCCCCUGCUUUCGUAUGCCAACCCGGACAUGCUUCGCGAUCUCAUGCUCCCCAUCUUCGAGUACACCGAAUCCGGCCUCUAUCCGAACAAGUGGUGUGUGCACGACCUUGGCGUGUAUCCGAAUGCCUUUGGCCACGACGAUGGUAACGACGAACCCAUGCAAGUCGAAGAGUCGGGCAACAUGAUCUGGAUGACGCUCCACUGGGCUCAGCUGGUGGGCAAGUCCAAGGCGGUUCCCUUCCUCGAAGAGCACUACAAGAUCAUGAAGCAGUGGACCGAGUUCUUGGUUGAGGAUAGCCUCAUCCCGGCGGAGCAGCUUUCUACCGAUGACUUUGCCGGCACGCUCGCCAACCAGACGGACCUCGCCAUCAAGGGAAUUGCAGCAAUCUCUGCAAUGGGCAAGAUCGCUGAUCUGCUUGGACACUCGAAGGAUGCAAAGGCGUACGCCAACAUUUCGUCGAGCUACAUGAAGCAAUGGCAAAAGUAUGCCAUCUCGCACGAUGCGUCGCACGCCAAGCUCGCCUACCAGACCGAUGCAUCGUGGGGAACCGUGUACAAUUUGUUGGCCGAUCGACUGCUCAACCUCAACUUGGUGCCUGAAGUGGUCUACAAGAUCCAGGAUGCCUGGUAUCCUCGUGUGCAGGAGAAGUAUGGAGUUCCGCUCGACUCGAGGCACAAGUGGACCAAGACCGACUGGGAGAUGUUUGCCGCUGCUGCCUCGGACGAUCCCGCUACGCACAAGCUGUUCAUCGAGCUGCUGUACAAAUUUAUCAAGGAUGGCAAAACGGAUGCUCCCUUCACCGAUCUCAUGGAGAGCACCACGGGGGAUUUCCCCAAACAGCCCGAAGACCCGCUGAUCCACUUCCUGGCUCGACCCGUCGUGGGCGGACACUUCGCUUUCUUGGCCAAAGCCAAGGCUGAUCAAGCCAACGGCGUGGCUGAAGGCGAAUACAAGUACGGCAACGAGAACGACGUGAUCACUCAAAAGCCGCAGCAGCCUGGCAAAGGUGGCAGUGGCGACAAGAAGCCGGAGGACCGCAGGAAGAAGUCGGCUUCGGCCUCGAGUGGUUCGCAGCGUGCCUUCCAGAUCGAACUCUAG
Sporisorium graminicola is the source of this 2754-nucleotide messenger RNA. RefSeq lists its product as uncharacterized. The transcript has a single exon. NCBI's taxonomy places the organism in Eukaryota, Fungi, Basidiomycota, Ustilaginomycetes, Ustilaginales, Ustilaginaceae. Gene Ontology annotation, biological process: carbohydrate metabolic process. The record is from RefSeq and is a predicted model, not a curated record. The coding region runs from base 1 to 2754 and encodes 917 amino acids.